GCGUGAAAUUCCAAAGCUUACUUGUUUCCAAGUGUCGAUUCUUGCGGCAUCUUGGUAGAAAUGUUGAUGUUUAUUUAAUCUACAGAACACUCCAAUCGGGAAAAAACCCAGACAGAACCAGGAUGAAAAGAGUAUUCAGUUUGAGUAACAAGACCUUUGGUAGCCAAGGAACAAUCACAUACAGUUGGCAAAAAGCCUUGGGGAACUACUUGGCAACUACAGGAGCUGACCACAUUGUCAGAAUUUAUGACAGACAUGGGGAGAUGAAGGAGGAAAUUAGCUUACCAGGAAUGUGCACUGGUAUGGGCUGGGACAGAGAUGGAGAUACACUGGCAGUCAUCAAUGACAAGAAUGGAGUUGUCACCCUUUGGGAUGCUAACACCAUGAGAACCAGCCAACUGGAUAGUGGGCUAAGAGAUCAGAUGACCUUUCUCUUGUGGGCCAAGGCUGGUCCUUAUCUAGCAAUUGGAACCUUCAAAGGAAACCUUAUGAUCUAUAAUCAUCAAACAUCAAGGAAGGUGCCGAUCCUGGGGAAGCACACGCGGCGGAUCACCAGUGGGUCGUGGAGUAAUGAGAAUCUGCUGGCCCUGGCCAGUGAUGACAACACCAUCUCCAUCAGUAAUGUAGAGGGCGACACAAUUCGACAGAUCUCCGUCAGGGCCAACCCACAGAAUGUCCAGUUCUCCGAGAUGAAGGGCGACGAGCGCAGUCAGAUGGGAGAGAAUACGGUUAGUGUUGUCAUUGGGAAAAAGACUCUGUUUCUGUACAACUUGAAUGAUCCAGAGAAUCCCAUUGAACUGGCGUUCCAGCAGAGAUACGGCAACAUCAUCUCCUACAAAUGGUAUGGGGAUGGAUACAUCAUGAUCGGAUUUUCCCAUGGUUACUUUGUCGUUAUAUCCACACAUAUGAAAGAAAUAGGACAGGAACUGUUCCAAGCCCGGAACCAUAAAGACAAUCUGACCUGUAUCGCCAUCUCUACGUCUCUCAACAAGGCCGCAUCCUGUGGAGACAACUGCAUCAAGAUCCAUGACCUUUCUGACCUGAAAGAGAUGUUUGCCAUUAUCAACAUGGAGGAUGAGCGUGGCCUUGACGUUUUGAACUGGUCUGAUGACGGACAGCUACUGGCAGUGUCCACACAGAAGGGGAACCUCCAUGUGUACCUGACGCGCCUCCCCAUGCUGGCCUCGGCCCACCAGACCCGCAUAGCCCACCUGACCUCUCUUCUGGAGGUCACCAUAGAGGACAAUGUUCAGCAGGACCAGCCAUUGACCAUUCCCAUUGAUGUGGAGCCCACAUUUAUAGGAAUCGGACCGUUCCACCUGGCCUGUAGAAUGAACAACAGGGCCUGGUUCUAUCUGCUGGGAGAUGCAGGGAUAGAGAGGUUAAAGGACAGGGAAUACCUAGGGACGGUUAACCACAUUUGUCUGAAUGCCGACUACGCCGCUGUGGGCUUUGAGGGAAAAGUUCAGCUUCAUAUGAUUGAGGGAGAGACGGCGGGAACGACGGAUGAGCGUGAGACUCGUUUGUUUCCUGACUCCAGUCAAGACGACUUCCGAAUAACCUGUCAUGAUCUCACCAAUGACUUCCUUAUCUAUGGAUCUGAUAACGGUGGAAUUACAUACUUCUAUGUGGAAGACUGGAAUUUUGUGAAUGAGUUCCGUCAUGUUGUGGUAUCGUGGUUACUGAUCAUAUUAGAAAAACUAACUUUGAACGUGUUUUUCAAAUCAUGCAUUCAAAUUCUAAAUAUAUUGAGCAUCUCCACUCCAAAGAGGACGGUGGCUCUAAAUAGCCACAGUCCAUUGCUACGGUCCUGGCCGGAAGAGUCUCACGGGGACCCUAGCGGAUAAGGAACGGUAACUCUGUUAGGUAUUCCUCUAUUAGAUUGUGUUACAGGCAAUGUUUUACCAGUGUGUGGAUUUCAAUUUGAGACUGAAAUAAUUUACAUCUUCUCAGAUAGUUAAAUCAUUAUAAAUAUUAAAAAAAUAUAUGUGAAUAAAGCUUACAGCGUACGCAGUUAAGUACGCAGAACUGCUUAAACGAUGUGGAUGUGGGAGAAUUAGGAAAUUGUAUAUGAAUAGAAUAUUAUUCUUUGUUUUAUUUGACAAAAGAUAGCAAUGCGAAUGUCAACAGAUUGCGCAUAUACCGAAAGUCGGCGAUCUUGGAGUUUGAAGGAAAAGUGAAAUAAGGUUUUAUAAAUAAUAUCUAUUAAAUUAUGAUUAUGUGAUUGACCUGUGUGCAUAUAUUAAGAAUUGGUGUUUGAUUUAUUUAGCAUGCAUAUCAAAAUCUUUUAAAUCCACAAAGCAUUGAAGAAUGAGAAUGAAAAUAAAUUAUAAGUUGGUUUGCAUGUUUUUUUUAUUGUUCACGUUUCUUGUAUAACAUAUUUUACUAUCAUUUUUUUGUUCAUACAUGUACAUGUAGUUUGUUUUGAUAGAUUAAGUAAUAUUUUUUGUACUUUGCUAUGCUGAUUAGUGUUCAGUAUUUACUUUUGUGAAUAAAUGUUUUCACCUUAAAUAUUUUAGCAUUUUUGCAAUUACUAAUGUUAAACGAAAGAUUUUGUUUAAUAUUAAAUACUUAGUACCUUUUCCUGUUGAUAUUUUUAAGU
Molecule: messenger RNA, 2602 nt
Organism: Magallana angulata
Lineage: Eukaryota; Metazoa; Mollusca; Bivalvia; Ostreida; Ostreidae
Product: WD repeat-containing protein 19-like
Exons: 15
Coding region: 123-1847 (574 amino acids)
Biological process (GO): intraciliary retrograde transport; cilium assembly
Cellular component (GO): intraciliary transport particle A; cilium
Molecular function (GO): protein binding
Source: RefSeq, a predicted model, not a curated record